AAAAAAUAAUCAAGAAACACAGAGAGCAAAACACAUGAGAGGAAUCAUCAUCGUAAGCUUGUUAAUUUUACAGAGCCUUGUCGUGUCUUCGUCUCAAACAGAACCAGACUUCAAUUUCUUCUACUGGGUCAACUACUGGCCAGGAGCAAUAUGCGAUAGCCAAAAAGGAUGUUGCCCUCCAACGAAAGGCAACACAGCGUCGGAUUUUAUCAUCCAUGGACUCUGGCCUCAGUUCAACAAUGGCACUUGGCCUGCGUUUUGCGACCAAACCAAUCUCUUCGAUAUCUCCAAGAUAUCAGAUCUAGUCUGCCAAAUGGAAAAGAAAUGGACAGAGUGGGGAGUGUGGGCAUGUCCAAGUAACGAGACAAAUCUAUGGGAACACGAGUGGAAUAAGCAUGGCACCUGUGUCCAAUCUAUCUUCGACCAACACUCUUACUUCCGUACCAAUCUCAAAUUCAAACACAAAGUCCAUCUCCUCAACAUCCUUAUACAAAAAGGUAUUAAACCAAAUGAUGGGUUUUACAGUUUGGACGAGAUCAAAAAUGCGAUCAAAUGCGCGAUCGGAUUUGCACCGGGUAUCGAAUGCAAUGAAGAUGUAAAGGGGAAUAAGCAGCUUUUCCAGAUCUAUAUAUGUCUUGAUAAUUACGCAAAAGAGUUUGUGGAAUGCCCGUAUGUUCCGGAUAAAUCAUGUGCUUCCAAGAUCAAGUUUCCAAGUCUUCCUGAGAGAGAUUCUCUUAAUGAGUCUCUAAGUGUGAUGUCCUCUGUUUCAACUACCUAAAAAAAAGAGUUUUUUUGUGUUUCAAUAAGAGAAUGCAGGUGAAGCUUCUAUAAGUUUGACGAAUGUGAUGAGUCUUUGAGUUCUAUAACUAAAAUGAAUGUGAUGAGUCUUUGAGGCUUUGAGC
Molecule: messenger RNA, 902 nt
Organism: Arabidopsis thaliana (thale cress)
Lineage: Eukaryota; Viridiplantae; Streptophyta; Magnoliopsida; Brassicales; Brassicaceae
Product: Ribonuclease T2 family protein
Exons: 4
Coding region: 35-778 (247 amino acids)
Molecular function (GO): RNA binding; ribonuclease T2 activity
Source: RefSeq, marked reviewed